AUGAAAUUCCUUCUUUACUUCUUCUUUCUCAUUUCUCUCCUCUUUUUGGCAUCCACUCUCCAGGUUGAGACCGAGACUGAAGACAAGCUCGAGAACAUCGCGCCCAUCGACGAGCCCAGUCUGCCUGACAACAUGAUCACUCCCGACUUCGACGAUGAUUAUGACAGCCAGCAGGACGUGGAUCCCAACGCCGAGCCCAACAGUAUCGAACCACGCAAGUGUGUCGGAGUAGCGCUGCCGCAGCAAUACCAACGACUGUGUCUGGAAAUGCUCGGAUGA
Molecule: messenger RNA, 279 nt
Organism: Aspergillus melleus
Lineage: Eukaryota; Fungi; Ascomycota; Eurotiomycetes; Eurotiales; Aspergillaceae
Exons: 2
Coding region: 1-279 (92 amino acids)
Source: RefSeq, a predicted model, not a curated record